CCUCCUCCUCCUCCUCCACCCUCCCCUCCCCUACCCUCCCCCCGCCGACCUUUCUUCUCGGCUUUCUCCAUCGGUCAUUUACGAUCACCGAAGAAGAGGAAACCAGGAACACAGGAGUUUCGGUCCUUUCGGUGAUCGCACGUUUAAACGUGUUAAAAUUUAACAGGCGGCGAAGAUGUCGUCGAGCUUCUUCCACCGUUAUUGAUAUCGACGAUGGAUGCCAUGGCGACUGAUCUUUGCGCGAACGGCACUUUGAAAACGACAUCAGGCAGCGUCGUAGAUAACAUUAUGAGGCAACGCAAGUCCGCCGGUGCAUUGGAUGCCACGGCGCCGAUACCGUCGGAGAAGGAGCAGCUAAAGUUUCAAGAUAACAGAUUCCUCACGACUUUGGUACUCGGUAGGAGUAGAAAGAUCUCACCGGACGUAUUGCCAUCCUGCCCUUCUGGAAUAUUUCGGCAAAGAUCCCUUCGUUCGACGACUCCUACUAAGUUAUCUACGUCGACGGCGACAAAAAGUGACGGAGAUCGUGAAGAAGCGUUGCAGGCAACGCCAAACGAUCGACAAAACUCUACGCGAGUCUUUUCGACCGUUUUAUCGAGCGUUCUUUCGAGUGGUAUACGAGAGAAAAGUAACGUUCUAAACAACAACAACAAUCAGAGCAACAACAAUAACAACAACAACAACAAUAACAACAACAACAACAACAACAAAAAAAACGGUAAUAGUAAGAAGAGCAGUGUGGUCGGUGGUGGAGGCGGCAGCGGUGGCCUCAGAGGUCAGGCGGCGCGUGCCAUACGAGCCGGCGGUGGUGGCGAUAGCGGAGGUGAGAGCGGAGGCGGCGCCUCGUUACUCGCAAGGGGCGCCAGAGCUGCCAGUAAGCACGCGCGCCUUGGCACGGCACUGGCUAACAAAAUGGCGUCUGCGAGCUCAACCGCGGUCGUGCAAGGCUGGCCAAACACCAAGGACGACUACGAGCUUAAAGAGGUUAUCGGUGUUGGAGCCACUGCAGUAGUACACGCAGCAUUUUGUAUUCCACGCCAAGAAAAAUGUGCUAUAAAGAGAAUAAAUUUAGAAAAAUGGAAUACCAGUAUGGACGAGUUAUUGAAAGAGAUACAAGCAAUGUCUUCUUGCAAUCACGAAAAUGUUGUAACUUAUUAUACAUCAUUUGUCGUAAAAGAAGAACUUUGGCUUGUUCUAAGACUACUAGAGGGUGGAUCUCUGUUAGAUAUAAUCAAACAUAAAACUAGAACCACCAACUGCAAGCAUGGAGUAUUCGACGAAGCUACGAUAGCUACCGUACUUCGAGAAGUCCUGAAAGGUCUUGAAUAUUUUCACAGCAAUGGUCAAAUCCACAGGGACAUAAAAGCGGGUAAUAUCCUACUAGGAGAAGAUGGUACUGUACAGAUCGCUGAUUUUGGUGUCAGUGCUUGGCUCGCUACAGGAAGAGAUCUAAGCAGACAAAAAGUUAGGCAUACUUUUGUUGGAACGCCAUGUUGGAUGGCACCUGAGGUCAUGGAGCAGGUGAGAGAGGACCAUGGCUAUGAUUUUAAAGCAGACAUUUGGUCGCUCGGUAUCACUGCUAUCGAAAUGGCAAGCGGUACCGCUCCUUACCACAAGUAUCCACCGAUGAAGGUAUUGAUGCUCACUUUACAAAACGAUCCACCUACCUUAGACACAGCGGCGGAUGAUAAAGAUCAGUAUAAAGCUUAUGGUAAAACAUUCCGUAAAAUGAUCGUCGAUUGUUUGCAAAAGGAUCCAACUAAGAGACCAACUGCUACAGAACUUUUGAAACAUCCCUUUUUCAAAAAAGCUAAAGACAAGAAAUAUUUGCAACAAACGUUAGUUGCUAUAGGACCGAGUCUUGAGACUAGAGUACAGAAGGCAUCGAAGAGGCAGCCGGGUACAUCGGGUCGUUUACACAGAACGGUAACAGGGGAAUGGGUUUGGUCUUCGGAAGAGGAGGAUAGUGCGUCUAGCGGUGAAGAGGGCAAAGAAGCAUUACCAGUUAAUACAAUAGAGAAUGCGAGUAGCGAAGAAGAUCUUGAACAAGACGAAUUUUACUCUCAAGUCAAAUCGACGCAAAGUCACCCUGUUAUACAAUCUGCCGAACAAAAUGUUCCUAUAAAUCUGGUGUUACGACUACGUAAUCAGAAACGUGAACUAAACGACAUCAGAUUCGAAUUUGCCGUGGGAAUUGAUUCUGCCGAGGGCAUUGCUGCCGAAUUAGUUGGCGCAGGAUUAGUCGACGGAAAAGACAUUGUGGUUAUAGCAGCGAAUUUACAAAAAUUAAUAGACAGUGCCGGACAAUUACGGACUGUUACAUUUUCAUUGAACUCUGGUCAUGCAGCCAACGAAGUACCAGAUGAUAAAGCAUUAAUAGGAUUUGCUCAGAUCUCCAUCACGGAUUAAACAAUUUCGUAAUAUUCUGAAAUCUCAGAAUAAUACUCUUACGUGAUGUAAUUUGAUCACACAGGAGAUAGAACCUACAAGAUCCUAAAAAUAAUACAUCCGGUGACAAAGAACCUUUGAAAAAAAUCUUUACGUCCAUCUUAUGUUCGCGUAACGCAAUAAGACGCAACCCACACAAUUAUUAUCCACGAAGGCUUGCAAAUUAGACAUAUUGUAAUCUCUAAGAGUUAAAACUUCACGUUAUUAAUCUAUAAUGAUUCAUAUUACUUUAAUUUAUGUAAAUAUUAGCGAUCCAGUCUGUUCGUUAAGUUGUUUCUCUUCUUAGUUGUUGGCUGUAAAUUUGAAAGAAUUUGCACACAUCGAAAGAGCAUAGCACUUGAAAUAACGACAGAAAGAACACAUUGGAUGAAAUCAGUUAAGGUGCUUGAAUAUCUCGUUUCUUUAUUUCAUAUAACUUUUUUCCUUUAUUCAACAAAGGAUAUAUAAGAUGCACUAUAAUAUAGUGUCAUUAAAGUCAUUAAGUCCUGUACAAAAUAUCAAUUAUUACAUUUUAAUUAUCAUAUUUGAUGAAGAAUCAAUGAAAUAUUACACAAAGAUUCAAAAGUACUAGAACACAUUUUGUACUUAAUUAAAUAGAAUUACAAUAAUGUAUUCAUAUUCUUAAAGAUUUUAGAUAGAACUGAUUUAAGACUUUUAUUUCUUGAGUCGUUUUUACAAAAGCGAUAUGUGUGUGUGUAUACAUAUACAUAUAUAUAUAUAUACACACACACACGUUAUAUAUACGCAUACGUAUAUAUACAUAUAUGCGCAUCUAUACGUGAGCCUGCCACAAAAUAUAUAAAAUCGGAGUUAUAUGUUAUUUAUGAUUAAAAUUAUUCUGAAUAUAUUAUGGAAUUUUUGUAACAUAAGUUUUAAUAUAGCCAGGCUUGUAUAUAGUAAAGAAGAGAAAUAUGUAAUUAUCAAAUUUUGUUUAUUAUUUCAAGGUUUCUUUUUCACUACGAAAUGUGAACGAAAAAUUGGAAAUAUUUUAGCUUCCACACACGCAAGGCAUAAUAUCAUGUUUGCGAUAAUUAUUAUCUAAAUUAUUUUAUUUCUAUUCGGAAUAUAUAUAUAUAUAUAUAGAGAGAGAAAUCAUUUUACCAAUUCUGAAGUCACGAAUGUAAUACUCUAUUCAUUAAACGGCAGAUGUAUCUUGUAUGCUUAAUAAUUACUAUAGAACAUACGGAAAAAGAGCAUAAUUAUUAGUAAGCCAAAAACAACUAUAAUAAUGAUAAUGAUAAUAGUAAUAAUAAUAAUAAUAAUAAUAAUAAUAAUGAUAAUAAUAAUAAUGUUGUAUAAACUAAAGUAGAAGCGGAAAAAAAUUAGUUAUAUCGAACAUGGCACUAUUUGGUAGUGUUUAGGCUUAUCACGCAUUAUACUUCAGGAUUCGAACAAAAUUUAGUCCGAAUGUUUUAGCGUAACUGUAUUAUCAUGAUACAUGUGCCUUAUUCCCCCCUCCCCCCUUCAAAAAAAAGAAA
This is a messenger RNA of Vespa mandarinia (Asian giant hornet), 3926 nucleotides long. RefSeq names its product serine/threonine-protein kinase OSR1. Lineage: Eukaryota; Metazoa; Arthropoda; Insecta; Hymenoptera; Vespidae. Gene Ontology annotation, molecular function: ATP binding; protein serine/threonine kinase activity. Gene Ontology annotation, biological process: protein phosphorylation. The record is from RefSeq and is a predicted model, not a curated record. Gene Ontology annotation, cellular component: cytoplasm.